GGGCGGCGUCCCGCGCUCCCGGCUCCCAGCGGCCCGGCCCGGCAUUGCCCUGCCCGCGGCACUGAGCGGCUCCCCCGGCCCCCGCUGACUCUGGGCCUCGGGCCCCGCCGCCGAACGGGCUGGAGCCCCCGGGGGGAAGCGCCUCUUGUCGACCCCACACGGCGCCGCGGGGCGGGCAGCGGAGACCCGCCCUUCCCCCCAUCAGCGGGGCCGCGGCCGCCCCGGACCCCCGCGGCAGACCCCGGCCCGGCUCCCCGGCCCCGGCUCCGCCAGGCGACAAAACAAUGUGGGAUCCGUAUGAAACUACAAUGAAACAUGAGUACCCAUAUAGAGCACCAGUGGAGACUGAAGCAGUACGUCCCAGAACAGCAAAAGGACAUGUGAAUCCAUACCAACUUAGUGAUCCUAUUGGCUUUAAUACUUACAGAGAAGAGUUCUGUUGGAAACCAUAUUCCAAGGCAGAACCUAUAAUGACUGGCUCUUCAUCAGGAACAAGGAGAAACAAUCCUCAUCCCAGUCAAAGUUUCAUGAUUUGGAAGGUGCCUCGAGAAGAAAAACCGCAGCCCGUCAACAGCCUUUCACCCUGGACACAGCCUGUUUCUAAACAAGAGGUCGGGGAAGCAAUCAGAGCACAGUUCAACUCUACCUAUAAUGGAGAUUAUUUAGGAUUACCCCAGGGUUUACAAAUUAAAGAUACUAUUCCCGUGCCUCCUGACUGGAAAAAAAUAAUCCCACGUCCUCCAGCAACUGAGUUUAGGCAUCAUUACCAGGCCCCAGCCCGCAUCCAUGACUUCAUGGACUUUUCCUGGAAAUAUGGAUGUAAUGCAAACCGGCAUAUUCCAGCAAAAGGAGUUGUUCCUACUGUGACAUUUUCUCAUAUCCAGAACCAAGAAAACAUUAAACAGAUGACCACGUACCAAAGAGAUUUUGGGAAAGAAUAUUUCAAUAUCAUAUCAAUUUUAAAUUCUCUGGAUCCAGAACAAGUUAAUAAGUACAUUGAAAGAGCUCCAAAGCAAGAGAGAGAAAUUCUUCAGCACUUUCUUAACACAGUUUGUGGGAGCCAGAGUGAGAAAUUCAGAAGGACUUCACCCUCAAAGAAACCAGAAGACAAACUAUCUGAAUGCAAAUGAUACCCAACAAUCCAAAAGGAGAAAGGCCUCCAGAAUCCAGCUGGUGCUGAAUGAGUGGUGUAAUUGUAACCCAUAAUGUCUUUGCGUUCUGUAUGUGUGUGUGAUGAAUAAUUUGCAAAACCCUGUUUUAAAAUAAUAAAGGCUGUUGUGCUGCUACCUCAUCAAA
Mauremys reevesii (Reeves's turtle) is the source of this 1296-nucleotide messenger RNA. It is a transcript of the gene TEX26, whose product is annotated as testis expressed 26. The transcript has 7 exons. NCBI's taxonomy places the organism in Eukaryota, Metazoa, Chordata, Testudines, Geoemydidae. Gene Ontology annotation, cellular component: cytoplasm. The record is from RefSeq and is a predicted model, not a curated record. Bases 285 to 1130 code for a protein of 281 amino acids.